Messenger RNA from Guyanagaster necrorhizus, 1490 nucleotides. RefSeq names its product alpha/beta-hydrolase. Bases 118 to 1386 code for a protein of 422 amino acids. Gene Ontology annotation, biological process: lipid homeostasis; phosphatidic acid biosynthetic process; cardiolipin acyl-chain remodeling. Gene Ontology annotation, molecular function: lysophosphatidic acid acyltransferase activity; A2-type glycerophospholipase activity. The record is from RefSeq and is a predicted model, not a curated record. The transcript has 6 exons. NCBI's taxonomy places the organism in Eukaryota, Fungi, Basidiomycota, Agaricomycetes, Agaricales, Physalacriaceae. Gene Ontology annotation, cellular component: mitochondrial inner membrane; mitochondrion.
CGUUCAUCGACGGCAUGGAUGGACAAAAGCCGAGCAGUGCAACGCGUGUUCCCAUCUUAGUUUUCCUUCACCACGUCGUCGAGCUCUCUGUUCAGUCUGCCUCGUGCGCUGUCUGUAAUGAACGCGUCACUCAAUCCUUCCGCACUGUCGUCCUUGCCACCUGCAAAUGAGAUUCCGUCUGCAUUCUCAGCAAGCAUGAAACAAUGGUGGGCAGCAGGGGAGAAGCAAAGUGCUAUCAGCGAGGAACGGCUACUAAGGCGGCUGCCUUUCUUCCGCAAAGAUGCAUCAACUUCGGUAGAUGGUCCAGUGGUGGCUCAUAGCUCCAGGGUCGAGCUGUCCACCCCCAAACACUUUGUCAAUACCUUCUCUAUAGCACCAACCUCUCCAUCACCAACGGCACCGCCGCCCACAGUUCUUCUUCACGGAUACGGCGCCGGUCUAGGGUUCUUCUUUCAUAAUUUCCCGCCACUUGCCGACUGGGCUGGAAGGCGGGGAAGUCCUGUCUAUGCACUCGACUGGCUAGGCAUGGGUCGCUCUGCUCGCGUGCCUUUCACGGUCAAGGCUUCUCGCAAGGACAUUCCAGGGCGAGUCAAGGAGGCCGAGUCUUUUUUCAUUGACUCUCUGGAGGACUGGCGACAGAAGAUGGGCCUAGAAAAGAUGACCCUUGUCGGUCAUUCUCUUGGUGCAUACUUUACUGUCGUCUACGCGCUCAAAUAUCCCACGCGAGUCAACAAACUAAUUCUGUUGUCGCCUGCCGGUAUACCUCGCGGACCUGAUUAUUCUGUUCCCUCGCAAGAGUUGGAACCUUCGGAAGCGCAUGGACCUGGUGGGUCGGCAGAACCAGCCACGAGACAGAAGGUUCAAGAAAUUGAAUCUCAACAGCGGAGGGUCAAAGCCCAAGAGAGCCGAACUAGAAAGCUUUUCACUUAUCUGUGGGAAGAAGGAUGGAGUCCAUUCCAGGUCGUCCGAUCGACUAUGUUUUGGGGACCGUUGAUAGUUGGCAAGUACUCGUCGCGACGAUUCACAGGCUUGACGCCCGAGGAAACGCGUGACAUGCACGAUUAUAUUCUCAACAUCACUCUGGCCAAGGGCUCUGGGGAGUACUGUAUAUCUCAUAUUCUCGCUCCUGGCGCAUACGCCAGAAUGCCUAUCGUCGAUCGAAUCUCUGCCCUCAAGAUUCCGGUAACUUUUGUCUAUGGCGACCAUGAUUGGAUGGACCCAGAAGGAGGCCAAGAGUCUGUCGAACGACUACGCCAGUCCGGUAAUGGCCAAGGACGAAUGUACAUCGUCAACAAUGCCGGCCACCACGUUUAUCUUGACAACGCCAAACUUGUUAACGACCUGCUGCUUAAAGAGUUGGAUCGCCAGCCCCCGAUGCAUCCAUAAAUAUUUUUGUCGCUUUUCGGACGCACAAGAUUAGAACUAUAUAGAAUUUUGUAUACCUUUUUAUUAUUUAACAUCUAAUUUGAUUAGCCUUUCUGACUGAGUCA